AUGGUCCUCCCUCUGCCCUGGCUCUCAUGCUGCUGCCGUCGCCUUCUUCUGCCCUCCUGGCCCCUGGGGCCCCAGAGGUGCUGCUCCCAGAGCCCUAAGGCAAGCACAGAAGAGCAGACCAGCUCCACACGCAGUGAGAAGAGGACGUCACCCCCAAAGGGUUCCUGGCCCCGCCCCACAGCUGAGCUGGCCCAAGCUGAAGAGUUGCUGGAGCAGCAGCUGGAGCUGUACCAGGCCCUUCUGGAAGGGCAAGAAGGGGCUUGGGAAGCACAGGCCCUGGUGCUCAAGAUCCAGAAGCUGAAGGAACAGAUGCGGAGACAUCGAGAGAGCCUAGGAGACGCCUAA
Messenger RNA from Hyaena hyaena (striped hyena), 345 nucleotides. RefSeq names its product mitochondrial coiled-coil domain 1 (gene MCCD1). The transcript is spliced from 2 exons. The record is from RefSeq and is a predicted model, not a curated record. Bases 1 to 345 code for a protein of 114 amino acids. Lineage: Eukaryota; Metazoa; Chordata; Mammalia; Carnivora; Hyaenidae.